AUUAAGUAUGAAGACAUUUGGAGUUAGAAUAUUUGUCCAGACACAUAUACAUAUAGUGUAGUAAAAUCUGAAAACACACAUAAAGCAAAAGAAGAUAUACUAAAGCUUUCUGUCUCUGUCUCACUUGUCUGCUUUCCUUUGCUCUUACUCAUUCCCUUAUCGUUUAGCAACCAACCCUUACUUUUGAUCUUUUUCAUCUUUUAUUUGACUGAACUCUCUCACCAUGUGAUGUUCACUUACUACUUGAUUUGAAGACUCUACACUAUCCUCUUAUUAUUUAUUUCAUAUAUAUCCUUGGUGGAUUUUUUUUUGGCCAUUUCCAAAAUUUAGAUACUUCGUAUUGAAUACAAAUAAUACACACGCUAGAUGAAAUGUUUUACGGAGAUUACAUUAUGCUUCUGACUUCUGAGGCUAUGUCUCAUGUUUCAUUCUGUUUAUUAAAUUGAUGGAUGCUAUUAUUAGGAGAUGCUGCAUUGAAAAUCUAAGUUGUGGAACAUGAAGAUGAAUGAAGGGAAAUUGAAUAUUAAUGCUCCUCUUAUGUCUGUGAGGCACUGAUCUUGUGCACCAAUAUCCUCAACUGAAGCAAAGGUAAAGAUAUUGGAGAAUUCAGCACAAGCACUUCAAUACAACAAGUUAAACAUGACUCUAGAUCAUGUAACAGAACCUGUUGCUGUGCCUUUUAAUUGGGAAAAUAUCCGUGGUAGACCAAAAGGUAAAAUAAAUUGUGACAAAGGACUAAAAGAUGAGAAGUUAAAAAAAUUGGAAGAGGAUGAUGAUGAUGACGACGACGAUGAUGUUUAUUCGGAUGCCUUAGAAACAUUGUCUUCAACAGAAUCAUUAUCUAUGAAAUGUAGUGAAAGUGGUUUGGAUAAUUUGGAUGCAAACAAGUGUAGAAGUAAAACCAGUUCUACUGAUAAACAAUCUCAAGAUUUCAUGAUGAAUCGGUUUUUACCAGCAGCAAAGGCUAUGACUUUAAAACCACCUCAGCAUGCUCCAAGAAAACAACAAUCUGUUCUGUUAGAACAACCUAGCACCAAAUUGGUUAGUGAGGAAAAGAAAACCUUUGUUGACAUUAUACCAUACACUGAUCAAUACCAAGAAGAGGAACAAGAAGAAGAAAGUGGCCAUGAAACUGAUGAUUAUACAAAUACUUCAGCAAAAGGUUGUGGAUUAUUUCCUAGUUCAUGCAUUAAGAAUUCAUUGUGCUUAUUAAAUCAAAUUCCUGAGACAAAAAUGGAGAACCAGAUUUCCAUGUGGUCCUAUGAGGUUGAAAAACCUAACAAAAGUUCUCAUUUUAGCUCUUAUAGAUCAGGUCCAACCAUAAAGAAGGCUUGGGAUGCUAUUCAUAAAAGCAAAUCAAGAUCUGGAGCUUCAUCACCAGACAUGCAUGAGACAAGAAAAUUGAAUCAGCUAAGUAGGCUAUCUUCGGUUCGUCGGUCUGGAACGGCUGCGGCUGCUGGCAUAUCUUCUUUUCAAAGUAAGCCUCAAUCACCCUUUCAAGGAGCAAGAAUGUUUGGUGAUUCAAAACAUGCUGAGAAUAAUCAAUUUAGAAAAUUGAAAUUCCAAAGCCAAGAACAUGCUAGUUUUCAAGAGGUGCAAUCACAAGUAGCCAAAAGAAGAUCAAAUUCAAAAGAUCAAGAAAUUAACCAAGAAUCCAUGUCUUUGCAACUUGUGCAAAGUUCAUUUGAAAAAGAUACAAAGAUCAACAACAAGCAAAUUGUUGUGGUUGAUGGUUUACAAAAAACUGAUGCUAAAUGCGGCGUUAUGCACCUUCUUUCUCCACCAUUGCCAAAGUCACCUUCCGAGUCUUGGCUUUGUCGCGCCUUGCCUUUAGUUUCUUCGAAGAAUUCGUUUCGGUAUUCAAGUCAAGGAAUACAAUCCAAUGCUGAUAAAAGGCUUGGUUUUAGUAGAGCAUCCAGCUAUAGCAAGUGGGAAACAAUUGUGAAAACUUCAAAUUUGCAUCAUGAUCAUGAAUUCUGUUCUCAGGAACUAACCAUAUAUAAAUCUCAGCAUUCAAAAUCUUAGAGAUGGAACUAUGGCUUGUAUAUCAUAUUGUUAUGAUAUACUUUGGCCUACAUGCUUGGUUUUUGGCAUGACAGCAUAGGUAACUACAUUUUCUUAGAUUUUAUACACUUCUCAAUAUUCUGCCAACUAUGGCCUAUAUGCUUGGUUUUUAUAUACUUCUCAAUAUUUUUAUUUUUGAAGUUUUCAAUUUUGUUUAGAUUUGUUGUGUUCUUAAAAUUGAGCCGUGACAACUUUGUAUUUUCUUGAUAUCAGUAUUGUACAAAGAAGAAUACAUAUCCCAAUUGGUGAUUAAUAAAAAACAAACAGUUUCUUUUGGACUUGUGGUA
Molecule: messenger RNA, 2351 nt
Organism: Cicer arietinum (chickpea)
Lineage: Eukaryota; Viridiplantae; Streptophyta; Magnoliopsida; Fabales; Fabaceae
Source: RefSeq, a predicted model, not a curated record